Molecule: messenger RNA, 2262 nt
Organism: Rosa rugosa (rugosa rose)
Lineage: Eukaryota; Viridiplantae; Streptophyta; Magnoliopsida; Rosales; Rosaceae
Product: flap endonuclease GEN-like 1
Exons: 8
Coding region: 165-1994 (609 amino acids)
Biological process (GO): pollen development
Molecular function (GO): 5'-flap endonuclease activity
Source: RefSeq, a predicted model, not a curated record
CCCAGAGCUUCAGAAUUCCGACGAUUUCAAAAAACAAAAAACCAAAAAAUCCAAACGGCACAAAAAUCCGAACGUUAUUCUUCUUCUUCUUCUUCAUCUCAAUUGCCACCAUGAAUGCCUAACCCACCUUGGCGGCUCCACAUUUUUCAAAUUCCAAAAAAGUGAUGGGGGUGGGUGGUAAAUUCUGGGACUUGCUUAAACCCUAUGCUCGGCACGAGGGUUUUGAUUUCUUGAGGAACAAGCGCGUGGCUGUCGACCUCUCCCUUUGGAUUGUGCAGCAUGAAACCGCUAUCAAGGCGCGUGCACGAAGCCCCCACCUGAGGCUCACAUUCUUCCGCACCAUCAAUCUCUUCGCCAAGUUUGGAGCAUUUCCAGUCUUUGUGGUUGAUGGAAGCCCAUCACAUCUAAAGUCACAGGCGAGGACUGCAAGAUUCUUUCGGUCUUCUGGUAUUGAUUCAUCUAGUUUGCCUGUGGCUGAAGAUGGCAUUUCAGCUGAGAGGAACAGCAGAUUUUCUAAGUAUGUUCAAGAAUGUGUGGAACUACUUGAACUACUUGGGAUACCUGUUUUAAAGGCAAAAGGAGAGGCUGAAGCACUGUGCGGUCAAUUAAAUCUCGAAGGUGAUGUAGAUGCUUGCAUCACAUCUGAUAGUGAUGCCUUACUCUUUGGGGCUAAAUGUGUGAUAAAAAGCUUCCAAUCCAAUUCAAAGGAACCAUUUGAAUGUUACUACAUGUCAGAUAUUGAAGCUGGUCUAGGUUUGAAAAGGAAACAUAUGAUUGCCAUCUCUCUUUUGGUUGGAAAUGACCAUGAUUUGAAUGGAGUGCCAGGUAUUGGACUAGAUACAGCUCUUCGCUUUGUCCAGACUUUUAGUGAAGAUGAGAUACUGAAUAGAUUACGUGAUAUAGGCAAUGGCGAUGCUUCACUGUUUCAAGGUGGUAUCCAAUAUGUGGAUGAUAUCGUACCGAGUUCAGCUGAGAGCUCGUUAAAGGCAAAACUUUCUCAUUGUUCAUUCUGUGGGCAUCCUGGCAGCAAAAAAGCUCAUUCCAAGUCUUCCUGUGAAUAUUGUAUUACCAACAUGGAUGAGGGUUGCUUGAAAAAGCCAGAGGGGUUCAGAUGCAGUUGCUCUUCCUGUGAUAUGGAUCGUAAAGAAAAGGAACAGAAGAAGCAAGAGAAUUGGCGACAGAAAGUUCUCAACAAAAUUGCACUGGAGCAAAAUUUUCCCAAUGAAGAGAUAAUUGAAAUGUAUUUGUGCAACAACCAUGGUUACUUCAGUGCAAAUGAGGGCCCUUGCAUAUCCUGGGAAAGUCCAAAAACUGAAUUGCUGGUUGAUUUCUUAGCUUUUCAUGGGCUAUGGGAACCAUCUUAUAUUCGCCAGAGGAUGCUUCCUAUGUUGUCUACCAUUUAUUUGAGGGAAAUGGCAGAAACUCCUGUAAACAAUUUGUUGUAUGGGCAAUAUGAGUUUGAUUCCAUUGACCGUUUGAAAAUAAGAAAUGGUCAUCAAUUUUAUGUGGUCAAAUGGAAAAAGGCUGCACCUACAAUGAAUUCUGUCACUUUCACAAAUCCAGAAGAGGAGUCAGAUAUCCUACAAGACGAUGUUAUUGAAGUUGAUGAAUCCAUUAGUGUAUGGGAUGAGUCUGAUGUCCCUGAGAUUCGUAACAGUGAUGGGUGCUACUUUUUGCUAACAGAUGAAAAUAUGGACCUUGUCCAGGCUGCGUUUCCAGAGGAAGUUGACAGAUUUUUGCAAGAGAAGGAGCUGAAAGAACUGAAAAGAAGAAAAGCCAGUGUAAUGCCUGAAACACCGCCAAAACCAAAAGGUGUGCAGCUAAAUAUCACGGAAUUCUACCGUUCUACCAAAGCAAAGAAACUGGAGACAGAAGCUGGAGAAGAUCUAACCCAGAUCAGUGUUAAUCAGAAUGCUGAAACUAGUAAAGAAAAGAGAAAACCAUCUAGUUCAAAUCUUCCCAAGUCUGUAAGACGCCGUCUUUUGUUUGACUGAGGCAUUUCAGAUUUUGGUCCCUUUCUGCCGAUUUUUAGGGAAAGUAGCUAAUGAUGUAAAGUUAGUGUCUCCUUCUACCCCUUAAACGACAAGGUUAGCUAUGUGUAUUUUUUGUAAUUAAAUAUUAGGUCUACAUUAGUGUGGGGUUUUUCAUCUAUUUGAGUGAGCAAAACACAAUUUAUGGUGUUCCUUUUGAAUUUUGUAAAGCUAUCUCUUUGAUUUUGUGUUGCCAUCUAGGACUCUGAUCUGAAGUACAAGUUCCAACUGA